ACGAGGAAGAGGAGAGGGGUUGGUGCUUGGGGCGUGCGGGGCGCUGGAGGGACGGGAGGAUGGUGCUCAUCAAAGAGUUCCGAGUAGUGCUGCCUUGCUCUGUGGAGGAGUAUCAGGUGGGGCAGUUGUUCUCUGUAGCUGAGGCCAGCAAGAACAACACCGGCGGAGGUGAAGGAAUCGAGGUCCUCCAAAACGAACCCUAUGAACGUGAGGGGGAGCGGGGACAGUACACCCACAAGAUCUAUCACCUCCAGAGUAAAGUUCCAGGAUUCAUUAAGAUGUUUGCCCCUGAAGGGUCACUAGUGGUUCAUGAAAGAGCAUGGAAUGCCUAUCCCUAUUGCCGAACAGUUAUUACGAAUGAAUAUAUGAAGGAUGAUUUCUUCAUCAAAAUUGAAACGUGGCACAAACCGGAUUUAGGUGACCAAGACAAUGUCCAUGGGCUUGAUGCAGAGACCUGGAAAGAUGUUGAGGUUGUCCACAUAGACAUUGCUGACAGGACGCAGGUGUCAGACCAGGAUUACAAGCCAGAUGAAGACCCAUCUAUUUUCAAAUCAGUGAAGACAAACAGAGGGCCUCUUGGUCCAGACUGGAAGCGGGAACUAGCCAAUAAUGAAGAUUGCCCUCACAUGUGUGCCUACAAACUUGUGACGGUGAAGUUCCGCUGGUGGGGCCUUCAAGGUCGAGUGGAAAAAUUUAUCCAGAAGCAAGAAAGACGCCUCUUUACCAACUUCCACAGGCAACUCUUUUGCUGGUUGGAUAAGUGGGUGGAUUUAAGCAUGGCUGACAUUCGACGGAUGGAGGAGGAGACUCAGAGGGAACUUGACGAGAUGCGCCAGAAGGGCACAGUGAGAGGGAUGACAGCUGGGGAUGAAUGAAUAUACCCCCUCACCCACCCACUGCCUGGGCCAAGAAGUGACAAGGUGCAGUGCCCUUUCUGAUCUGAGCCUGGACCUCUCUUUUUGGGAUUCCACUUGUCUUCCCACUCCUCGUCACCUGGGAGGGAGAAGAUGGACUCCCAUUUUCUUUCCGUCCCACUGGUUUAAAAAUACUUCAGAACCGCCCCUGCUUCAGCCAACCUGGGGGAUCCCUUUGAACUGCUGCUCCAUUUUUUUUUUUACUGAUCAUGAAUUAAUAGGUUCUUCCCAUUCUUCCCCCCCACCCCUUCUUACCCACACACAACUUGUGGCUGUAUGAAAGAGGAUGUUAAGGACCUUUCAUAGUGAGAGUGGGGGAGUAUUUGCAGGGGCCAGGGAUGCAUGAUUAUAAUAACAUUAUAAUAACAUUAAUAUUAAUAAUCUUUAGAAUUGUGUUUCCAUCAGGGGACAAGGUCAGGAAUCAUUAAACUUGGAGAUGGGGGUGGGUGGGGGGUUGUUGGGAAAGAACAAGUUAAAAUUUUACCUUGGGUUUUGCCUUCACUGUGGAGGGUUAGAAUUGCCUGUUCAAAGGACAGGUGUUAACCAGUACCCAAAACUAUUUCCCACUUUUGUGUGGGAAAUGGCAACAGCAGUAAUUUUCUCCUCAGUAGUCCUGUGGAGUUACUGUAUGCCCUUGGCCUGCCUCAGUUUAGCAAGGGCUCUUCCCUCACCCCCACUCUGGGGUGCCUCCAGUUUUCUAAUCUAGCUGCUUAUACUCGUUUUGGCUUGAGGGCAGCUGAGCUACUCCUAAAUUUAAAAUUCUACCUUCUCUUUCUGUCCCUCAGAUCCCCGUUCUGGGGGCAGAGCGGGGGGAUAGUUUCCUCUGUUUGUGAGAAGAUUCAAAAACAUUUCAGCCACCCUCUGGGAUAUAGGAGGGGAAGACUGUAAGGCCCAGUGCUGCGUUACUAAGGAUCUGAACAGUAUUUUUUUUAAAAAAGAAAAACACUGAAAUCUUUUUUUAAAAAGUAAAACAAUAAAUAAACUUGAAGCUGAAUUCA
This is a messenger RNA of Eublepharis macularius, 1912 nucleotides long. RefSeq names its product phosphatidylinositol transfer protein beta isoform-like. The record is from RefSeq and is a predicted model, not a curated record. The transcript is spliced from 12 exons. Bases 60 to 875 code for a protein of 271 amino acids. Gene Ontology annotation, molecular function: phosphatidylcholine binding; phosphatidylcholine intramembrane carrier activity; phosphatidylinositol binding. NCBI's taxonomy places the organism in Eukaryota, Metazoa, Chordata, Lepidosauria, Squamata, Eublepharidae. Gene Ontology annotation, biological process: phospholipid transport. Gene Ontology annotation, cellular component: cytoplasm.